Molecule: messenger RNA, 1623 nt
Organism: Ziziphus jujuba (common jujube)
Lineage: Eukaryota; Viridiplantae; Streptophyta; Magnoliopsida; Rosales; Rhamnaceae
Product: polypyrimidine tract-binding protein homolog 3
Exons: 15
Coding region: 213-1547 (444 amino acids)
Biological process (GO): regulation of RNA splicing; mRNA processing
Cellular component (GO): nucleus
Molecular function (GO): mRNA binding
Source: RefSeq, a predicted model, not a curated record
AUUAAAGAAAACAAGAAAAGGGGAAAAAUAGGGCAAAGAAAGGGUAAACAGAGAGGCCGGACAGACAACAUGCGAGUCACUCGAUCUAUUACGCAAUCCUCAAUUUCUCCGUAAAAACUCCCUCUUCGACCUCCAAACCUUGUGCAAUUUCUAAAUCCACUUUCUCUCUUUCUCUCUCUCUCUCUCUUUCUCUCAGGCAAGCGUGCUUCACAAUGACAGAACCUUCCAAAGUCAUUCACGUCCGGAACGUUGGACAUGAAAUAUCAGAAAAUGAUUUGCUUCAGCUAUUUCAGCCAUUUGGAGUCAUCACUAAGCUUGUGAUGCUUCGUGCAAAGAAUCAGGCUCUUAUACAAAUGCAAGAUGUUCCUUCUGCAGUCAAUGCACUGCAAUUUUAUGCAAAUGUCCAACCGGCCAUAAGGGGAAGGAAUGUUUAUGUCCAGUUCUCAUCACAUCAGGAAUUAACAACAAUGGAUCAAAAUGCUCAAGGACGAGGAGAUGAGCCAAAUCGAAUUCUCUUAGUUACAAUUCAUCAUAUGCUAUAUCCUAUAACAGUGGAGGUGCUGCAUCAAGUGUUUUUUCCUCAUGGAUUUGUGGAGAAGAUUGUCACAUUUCAGAAGUCAGCUGGUUUUCAGGCCCUCAUUCAGUAUCAAUCACGCCAAAGUGCAGUUGCAGCUAGAACUACAUUGCAGGGUCGUAAUAUUUAUGAUGGCUGCUGCCAAUUAGACAUUCAGUUCUCCAAUCUCGAUGAGUUACAAGUGAACUACAAUAAUGAGCGUUCCAGGGAUUUCACAAAUCCUAAUCUGCCUUCUGAACAGAAAGGAAGAUCCUCGCAGUCUGGGUAUGGUGAUGCAGGAGGUAUGUAUGGGCUUCAAGCUACUGGUGCCAGGGGAGUUGCGUUUCCACAGAUGGCUAAUGCGGCUGCAAUUGCGGCUGCCUUUGGUGGAGGUUUGCCGCCUGGUAUAAGUGGGACAAAUGACAGGUGUACAGUCCUUGUCUCCAAUCUAAAUCCUGAUAGAAUAGAUGAGGAUAAGCUUUUUAACCUGUUCUCCAUCUAUGGAAAUAUUGUGAGGAUUAAACUUCUCCGUAAUAAACCAGAUCAUGCACUUGUUCAGAUGGGUGAUGGCUUCCAAGCUGAAUUGGCAGUACACUUUUUGAAGGGUGCAAUGCUGUUUGGGAAGAGAUUGGAGGUUAACUUCUCAAAGCAUCCAAACAUAACUCAAGGUGCUGACACGCACGAGUACAUGAACUCAAAUCUCAACCGUUUUAACCGCAAUGCAGCGAAGAACUACAGGUACUGCUGUUCUCCAACAAAGAUGAUUCACCUAUCCUCUCUUCCCCAAGAUGUCACAGAAGAGGAGAUUGUUACGCACCUAGAGGAACAUGGCACCAUUGUGAACACCAAGCUCUUUGAGAUGACCGGAAAGAAGCAGGCCUUAGUUCUGUUUGAAACUGAGGAGCAAGCUACUGAAGCCCUUGUCUGCAAGCAUGCUAGCUCGGUUGGUGGGUCAAUAAUCCGGAUUUCCUUUUCCCAAUUGCAGGCGAUAUAAGAACCUUGUAUAUGGGGGAAAAGAAAAAAGAGAAAAAAGGAAAAAAAAAAAAAAAAAAAAAAAAAAAAAAACACAA